AGCGCCGCGCUGUGCCUGCGCCCGUGGCUCUGCCUGGGACUCCUCCAAGGUCUAGUGAGUGGCUACUCCAUGACUCCCCCGAGCCUGAACAUCACGGAGGAAACCCACGUGAUCAACGCCAGUGACAGCCUGUCCAUCUCCUGCAGGGGGCAGCACCCUCUCGAGUGGACUUGGCCAGGGGCUCAAGAGACGCCAGCCAAGGGGGAGAAGGACAGUGUGGACACCGGGGUUGUGCAGGACUGUGAGGGCACCGACGCCAGACCCUACUGCAAGGAGCUGGUGCUGCACGAGGCCCGAGCCAACCACACAGGCAGCUACCGCUGCUCCUACAAGUACAUCAAAGCCCGAAUCGAAGGCACCACCGCGGCCAGUGUCUACAUCUUUGUGAGAGACUUCGAGCAGCCUUUCAUCAACAAGCCGCACACACUCUUGGUCAAAAGGAAGGACUUCAUGUGGGUUCCCUGCCUGGUGUCCAUCCCGGGCCUCAACGUCACACUGUGCUUGCAAAACUCCGUGCUGAGGCCAGACGAGCAGGAGGUGGUGUGGGAUGACCGCAGGGGCAUGCGGGUGCCCGUGCCGCUGCUGCGGGAGACCUUGUACUUGCAGUGUGAGACCACCCUGGGUGGCCAGGACUUCCGCUCCAAUCCCUUCCUCGUGCAUAUCACAGGCAAUGAGCUUUAUGACAUCCAGCUGUUCCCCAAGAAGUCCCUGGAACUGCUGGUUGGGGAGAAGCUAGUCCUGAACUGUACCGUGUGGGCCGAGUUCAAUGCAGGUGUCACCUUCGACUGGGACUAUCCCGGGAAGCAAGCGGAGCGGGGUAAGUGGGUGCCAGAGCGGCGCUCGCAGCAGACCCACACGGAGCUCUCCAGUAUCCUGACCAUCCACAACGUCAGUCAGCGUGACCUGGGCCCCUACGUGUGCGAGGCCAACAACGGGGACCAGCGGUUCUGGGAGAGCACCGAGGUCAUUGUGCAUGAAAAGCCCUUCAUCAGCGUGGAGUGGCUCAAGGGCCCCGUCCUGGAGGCGACAGCAGGAGAUGAGCUGGUGAAGCUGCCCGUGAAGCUGGCGGCGUACCCCCCGCCCGAGUUCCAAUGGUCCAAGGACGGAAAGGCAGUGUCAGGGCGCCACAGUCCUCAUGCCCUGGUGAUCAAGGAGGUGACGGAGGCCAGUGCUGGCACCUAUACCCUCACCCUGUGGAACCCGGCUGCCGGCCUGCGGACCAACAUCAGCCUGGAGCUGGUAGUGAAUGUGCCCCCUCACAUCCACGAGAAGGAGGCCUCUUCCCCCAGCAUCUACUCCCGCCACAGCCGCCCGGCUCUCACCUGCACAGCCUAUGGGGUGCCCUCACCCCUCGGCGUCCAGUGGCAUUGGCGGCCCUGGACACCCUGCAAGACCUACACCCAGCGCAGCCUCCGGCGGCAGCAACGGGAUGGCAUGCCACAGUGCCAGGACUGGAGGGAGCUGACCACACAGGACGCCGUGAAUCCCAUCGAGAGCCUGGACACCUGGACUGAGUUUGUGGAGGGGAAGAACAAGACGGUGAGCAAGCUGGUGAUCCAGGAUGCCAACGUCUCUGCCAUGUAUAAGUGUGUGGUCUUCAACAAGGUGGGCCAGGACGAGCGGCUCAUCUACUUCUAUGUGACCACCAUCCCCGACGGCUUCAGCAUCGAAAUGGACCCCACGGAGGAGCCCUUGGAGGGCCAGGCUGUGCGCCUGAGCUGCCAGGCAGACAACUACACCUACGAGCACCUGCGUCUGUACCGCCUCAACCUGUCCACACUGCACGACGCGCACGGCAGCCCGCUGCUGCUCGACUGCAGGAACGUGCACCUGUUUGCUACGCCUCUGGACGCCAGCCUGGCGGAGAUGGCACCCGGGGAACGCCAUGCCACGCUCAGCCUCAGCAUCCCCCGCGUGGCGCCCGAGCACGAGGGCGACUACGUGUGCGAGGUGCAGGACCGGCGCAGCCACGACAAACACUGCCACAAGAAGUACCUGUCCGUGCAGGCCCUGGAAGCGCCCCGGCUCACACAGAACCUGACCGACCUCCUCGUGAACGUGAGCGACUCCCUGGAAAUGCGGUGCCCUGUGGCCGGGGCCCACAUGCCCAGUAUCGUAUGGUACAAAGAUGAGAGGCCACUGGAGGAGGAGUCCGGCAUUGACCUGGCAGAUUCCAACCAGAAGCUGAGCAUCCAGCGCGUGCGCGAGGAGGACGCGGGCCGGUACCUGUGCAGCGUGUGCAACGCCAAAGGCUGCGUGAACUCUUCCGCCAGCGUGGCGGUGGAAGGGUCGGAGGAGAAAGGCAGCACGGAAAUCGUGAUCCUCGUGGGCACUGGGGUCAUCGCCAUCUUCUUCUGGGUCCUCCUCCUCCUCAUCUUCUGUAACAUGAGGAGGCCGGCCCACGCUGACCUCAAGACCAGUUACUUGUCCAUCAUCAUGGACCCGGGUGAGGUGCCCCUGGAGGAGCAAUGUGAAUACCUGUCCUACGAUGCCAGCCAGUGGGAGUUCCCCCGCGAGCGACUGCACCUGGGGAGAGUCCUCGGCCAUGGGGCCUUCGGGAAGGUGGUGGAAGCCUCGGCUUUUGGCAUCCACAAGGGCAGCAGCUGCGACACCGUGGCGGUGAAGAUGCUGAAAGAGGGUGCCACAGCCAGCGAGCACCGCGCCCUGAUGUCGGAGCUCAAGAUCCUCAUCCACAUCGGUAACCACCUCAACGUGGUCAACCUCCUGGGGGCAUGCACCAAGCCCAACGGUCCCCUUAUGGUGAUCGUGGAGUUCUGCAAGUAUGGCAACCUCUCCAACUUCUUACGUGCCAAACGGGACUCCUUCAACCCUUACGCGGAGAAGUCCCCAGAGCAGCGAAGGCGCUUCCACGCCAUGGUGGAGGGUGCCAAGGCUGAUCGAAGGAACCAGUCUGGAGGCACCGACAGAGCCCUUCUCUUGCGCCUACUGAUGGGCAAGGGCGUGGCAGGACGGGCACCUUCGGCCCCAGAGGCAGAAGACCUAUGGCUGAGCCCACUGACCAUGGAAGACCUUGUCUGCUACAGCUUCCAAGUGGCCCGGGGGAUGGAGUUCCUGGCCUCCCGCAAGUGCAUCCACAGGGAUCUGGCUGCCAGGAACAUUCUGCUGUCAGAGAGUGAUGUAGUGAAGAUCUGCGACUUUGGCCUUGCCCGGGACAUCUACAAAGACCCCGACUAUGUCCGCAAAGGCAGCGCCCGGCUGCCCCUGAAGUGGAUGGCCCCCGAGAGUAUCUUUGACAAAGUGUACACCACACAGAGUGACGUGUGGUCCUUCGGGGUACUGCUGUGGGAGAUCUUCUCCCUGGGAGCAUCCCCGUACCCUGGGGUGCAGAUCAAUGAGGAGUUCUGCCAGCGGCUCAAAGAUGGUACCCGGAUGAGGGCCCCAGAGCUGGCCACUCCUGCCAUACGUCGCAUCAUGCUAAGCUGCUGGUCAGGAGACCCCAAGGCCAGACCUGCAUUCCCGGAACUGGUAGAGGUCCUGGGGGACUUGCUGCAGGGCGGGGGCCAACAGGAGGAGGAGGAUUUCAUGCCCCCUCGAGGUUCUCACAGCUCAGAGGAGGGCAGCUUCUUGCAGGCAUCCACCACGGCCCUGCACGUGGCCUGUGCCGACUCUGAAGACAGCCCGUCCAGCCUGCAGCGCCACAGCCUGGCGGCCAGAUACUACAACUGUGUGUCCUUUCCCGGGUGCCUGGGCCGAGGAAGUCAGACCCAAGGGUCCUCCCGGAUGAAAACGUUUGAAGAAUUUCCCAUGACCCCAACGACCUACAAAGCCUCUGCGGAUAACCAGACGGACAGUGGAAUGGUGCUGGCCUCUGAGGAGCUUGAGCGGAUAGAGAACAGACAUAAACCAGAAGGCGGUUUCGGCUGUAAAGGACCUGACCUGAAAGUGGAGAUGAUCAGGGUACACCCAGAUCCCGAAGGGAUGCGGCGGCGGCCCAAUCAGGAGGCACAAGGAGGCCAGGUGUUUUACAACAGCGAGUACGGAAAGCUGACAGAGCCGCAUGAGGAGGGGGACUGUGCCCCAUCGGCCUGCGAGCCCUUCUUCACAGACACCAGCUACUAAAGCCGCACUGGGCAAGGCCCCCACUUCUAGCUGAUCCUGGAGUCCAACAGGUGGGGGGGCCGUGCCUAGCAGGGUGAGCAGAAGACUGGGGCCCAGGUGGGAACUCAUCUCCUCAGGCUGCGGAGGAGCUUCCUCUACCCUCUCUACGGCCUUCUUAAGCAGGAAGAGCAAAGCUGCCAGCUCAAGGGCUCCCCUAAAUUCCACCACCAAGCCUAGAGCCACCUUCGGGCCUCUCCUCUCUCUGAAUCAGAUUCCAUAUAGAUCAGUGUCUGCAUGUGCCAAUCUGGCACUCCCAUGGAGAAUGGCUCCUUGAUUACCUCCUCCCAUCACUGUGGGUAGAUGGCAUGGUCCCAUUUCCUAAUGAGGAAUCAAUGGAUCUGAGGAUCACUUGGCGAUCAAGGUAGAGCUACACUUGAGCCAGGCCUCCUGUCCUGCCCAAAAUUCUCCCUUCCCAUGGGAAGUGGCUUCCCCCCCCACCAACUGCCUCUCAGAGGCUGAAGAGUGGGUGUUAUUCUUCCCAUCAAAGCAAUGAAUGAAGAAUUUGGGGGUUCCCCUCUUGAAACUGACCAGAACAGCUCACCAGCUCAGGGUGGCCGUCUCGACAGUGCUGACCUGAAGAAAGACCGGAAAACAACAUGCCUUUCACCUUGAGUAUUGACAACGGUUCGACCAAAACCAAUUAUUUUCACUAGAUCUUCGGAGACGAUUUUAGCUGCCGUGAAGAAAUUACUUUCAAACCUUCAGUCGGAAUGUAGCCCAAGGAAGACCUUUCUGAAUCUAGAAGAUUCUUGACUGUGACUGUAGGUCAAAUGCCAUCUUAGCACAUGCUGCAGCCACCAUCGCUCCUGAGCAGUCACCAGACCCACUGACUGGCCCCGCAGCUAAAGAACCAGCUAAUGGGCGCAUGCUGGCUUGACGGGGCAGUCCCUGCUUCUUCUCGCUGGUCCCGGAUCUGUCAUCUGAGGGUCCUUCCAAGCCCAAGUUCCACCCCGUAGGGUUUGGGGAGUGGCACACGGGAACUACCUUGUGUUGCCCUGUGCCACCCAGCAACCAGUGGAGGUUCUUGUGGCCUGGGGUAGCCCUGUCUUCUGUUAUCCCCUUGUCUGUGGCCAAGGUGCCCAAUUCCUGGCAGAGGUGCCCUGGCAGGUCAAGUCACUGAUCCUAUAGGGGAACGAUCGAGAGGUGUCCUGGAGGCCAGCGCCAUUCUUCACAGGCCCCCUCUCUGGACUCACACGGCCCCAUCCCUCCCUUGGCCAGAAGAAAGGCUCUCUUCCCGGUCAGGAGCCCUCUGAAGGCUGUCCCCACCCAAACAAGGCGCUUGCAGGUCAGGCGGCUGUGAGCCGAGCUGGGCUUGUUCGGCAUCCCCUCCCUCCAGAGUGUAGUGUUACUUCAUGUAUCUGGAAUGCAUUUAUGACUGUAAUCCUCGUGACCCACCUCCUUCCCACCCUUGGUCUCCUUUCCCCUUCCUCUUGCCUCUGCUUGUCAUCUGACCCGUGAGACCUAGGACCCCGGUGUACCUAAUGGAAAUCCAGAGCCAUUUCCUUUCGGAAUAGCCACAUGUGUGAUGGGGCUCAGGGGCCCCUGAGGCCCCU
Molecule: messenger RNA, 5672 nt
Organism: Echinops telfairi (small Madagascar hedgehog)
Lineage: Eukaryota; Metazoa; Chordata; Mammalia; Afrosoricida; Tenrecidae
Gene: FLT4
Product: fms related receptor tyrosine kinase 4
Exons: 30
Coding region: 70-4080 (1336 amino acids)
Biological process (GO): multicellular organism development; protein phosphorylation; cell surface receptor protein tyrosine kinase signaling pathway
Cellular component (GO): signaling receptor complex
Molecular function (GO): transmembrane receptor protein tyrosine kinase activity; ATP binding
Source: RefSeq, a predicted model, not a curated record